AUGCCGGCCCCAAGUUCCAAAAGCUCGGGCAAGCCCCGGCAGAAGAAUAAUACGAGAACAAAAGAAAAGCGAGAAGAAAAGAGGCUCAAGGGCCUAGCAGACCUCGAAACACUAGAGAAGGCUGUCGUAGAAUUUGACCCAAAAACUUCCGAAUCCACCAAAUUCGCCAACUUACCCCUUUCCGAACCCACUGCCUCCGGCCUCGAUGCCUCCCACUUCCAGACCCUCACCGAGAUCCAAGCCCGCGCCAUCCCCCUCGCCCUCAAGGGCCUCGACAUCCUCGGAGCCGCCAAGACCGGCAGCGGCAAGACCCUCGCCUUCCUCGUGCCCGUCCUCGAAAAGCUCCACAGAGCCCGAUGGACCGAAUACGACGGGCUCGGCGCCCUCAUCCUCUCGCCGACUCGUGAGCUCGCCGUGCAGAUCUUCGAGGUGCUGCGGAAGAUUGGGCGGAACCAUCCCUUCUCGGCCGGGCUGGUCAUCGGAGGCAAGAGCUUGAAGGAGGAGGCGGUGAGGUUGGCAAGGAUGAACAUCUUGGUGUGUACGCCGGGGCGUAUGCUUCAGCACCUGGACCAGACGGCCGGUUUCGACGCGAGUAACCUACAGAUUCUCGUUCUCGACGAGGCCGACCGGAUCAUGGACAUGGGGUUCCAGCAGGCCGUUGAUGCCCUGGUAGAGCACCUGCCCAAGUCUCGGCAGACUCUGAUGUUCAGCGCGACGCAGAGUAAAAAGGUGUCGGAUCUGGCGCGACUGAGCCUCAAGGACCCCGAAUACGUCUCCGUCCACGAAAAGGCAUCGACGGCGACGCCUGCUUCCCUCACGCAACACUACAUCAUCACCCCGCUGCCCGAAAAGAUCAAUACGCUCUACGGCUUCCUAAAAUCUAACCUCAAGUCUAAGAUGAUUGUCUUCCUCUCGUCGGGCAAGCAGGUCCGAUUCGUCUACGAAAGUUUCAGGGCGUUACGGCCCGGUAUUCCCUUGCUACACCUACACGGCAGGCAGAAACAGACUGCGCGACUUGAAAUCACCUCGAGGUUCGCGGCUGCGCAAUAUAGCUGCCUAUUCGCAACCGACGUCGUCGCCCGCGGAGUGGAUUUUCCUGCCGUGGACUGGGUCGUUCAGUUCGACUGCCCCGAAGACGCCGACACCUACAUCCACCGCGUAGGGCGGACGGCGCGCUUCCAAAGUAACGGCCGGGCUGUCCUCUUCCUUGACCCCAGCGAAGAGGACGGCAUGCUCAAGCGGUUAGAGCACAAAAAGGUGCCGAUACAAAAAGUCAAUGUCAAGGAGUCGAAGCGGAAGAGUAUCAAGAACGAGCUGCAGCAAUUGUGUUUCCAAAAUCCGGAUGUCAAGUACCUCGCGCAAAAAUCGUUCAUCAGCUAUACCCGAUCGGUGCACUUACAAAAGGACAAGGAGGUGUUCAAGUUUAACGAGUUGGACCUUGAUGGGUUCGCCGCGAGCAUGGGCCUUCCUGGUGCGCCUCAGAUCAAGUUCCAAAAGGGAGAGGACAUUAAGAAGAUUAAGAAUGCUAGCCGGAUGAAUAUGUCUAGCGAUUCGGAAUCAGAGUUUGAUGAGGAAGGAAACCGGAAGCGGAAGCGGAAGAAGGGAGAGGUCCGGACGAAGUACGAUAAGAUGUUUGAACGUACGAAUCAGGACGUUCUUUCAAGUCACUACACCAAGCUUGUCGGGGAUGGAGAAGCUGUGGAGAACGGCGACGACGGUGAUGAGGACAACUUUUUGUCGGUGAAGAGGGUGCUGAAUGAUGAGGAUCUCGAUGAGGUAUCCAAAGAUUUCGGAUCAAUGCCCAAGGUUCUUGACUUUGGCGGCAAGGAACAGCUCAUCAUAGACUCGAAACGAAGAGAGAAGCUAUUACAAUCGAAGAAGAAGCUGCUCAAGUACCGACCAGUGGGAGAGAGGCUCGUCUUCGAUGACGACGGCAACCCUCGUGCGAUUUACGAGUUGAAGAACGAAGAGGAUUUCAAGCAGGAGGGCCCCGUCGAGGAGCAGAGGAGGAAGUUUAUCGAAGACGAGGUCGUACGGGUACAGGAAGCUGACCUGCAGGAUAAGAUGCUAGCGAAGCAGAGGAUACGCGAGAAGAGGGAGAAGAGGAAGGCGAGGGAAAAGGAGGAGAGGGAACUGGAGAAGGCUGAGCGCGCGGAAGGGGGAGGUGGUGGUAUGGUGGUGGAGUUGGGCGGCGGCGAUGACGAGGACGGGGCGGAUCCGCUUGCCUUGCUUCGGGAUCUCCCCAUUGCGGGGGGACAGGAGUACAGCAGCGAAGAUGAGGAAGAGGAUAGGCGUCCGAAGAAGAAGGCUAAGAAGUGGUUCCAGGAUGACGAGUCCAGCGCGGAUGAGGGCGAUGCGAAGAAGCGCAAGAAGAAGUCGAAGAAGGGAGGCAAGGUCAUUGAGAUUGACCGUGAGCCGGAGACUCUGGAGGAUCUUGAGGCUCUGGCUACUGGGCUGCUGGAUUAA
Molecule: messenger RNA, 2466 nt
Organism: Scedosporium apiospermum
Lineage: Eukaryota; Fungi; Ascomycota; Sordariomycetes; Microascales; Microascaceae
Product: ATP-dependent RNA helicase dbp-4
Exons: 2
Coding region: 1-2466 (821 amino acids)
Biological process (GO): rRNA processing
Cellular component (GO): nucleus
Molecular function (GO): nucleic acid binding; ATP binding; RNA helicase activity
Source: RefSeq, a predicted model, not a curated record